Messenger RNA from Trichoplusia ni (cabbage looper), 801 nucleotides. It is a transcript of the gene Rab8, whose product is annotated as ras-related protein Rab-8A. Gene Ontology annotation, biological process: protein localization to plasma membrane; regulation of exocytosis; protein secretion. Lineage: Eukaryota; Metazoa; Arthropoda; Insecta; Lepidoptera; Noctuidae. Gene Ontology annotation, molecular function: GTPase activity; GTP binding. The record is from RefSeq and is a predicted model, not a curated record. Bases 64 to 699 code for a protein of 211 amino acids. Gene Ontology annotation, cellular component: endosome; synaptic vesicle; plasma membrane. The transcript is spliced from 6 exons.
AUUACUCAAAAAUGCCAAAUGAAUGGCAGACGUAUGUGUAUCGUAAUCAGAUUGUUGUAAAAAAUGGCAAAAACGUACGAUUAUUUAUUUAAAUUACUUUUGAUAGGUGAUUCUGGAGUGGGAAAGACAUCUAUAUUAUUUAGAUUUUCGGAAGAUGCUUUCAAUAUUUCAUUUAUAUCAACUAUUGGUAUUGACUUUAAAAUUCGUACGAUAGAUCUUGACGGCAAAAAAGUAAAAUUACAAAUAUGGGACACCGCAGGCCAAGAACGAUUUCGUACAAUCACAACGGCAUAUUACCGGGGAUCAAUGGGCAUAAUGCUUGUUUACGAUGUAACAAAUGAAAAGAGCUUUGAAAAUAUUAAGAAUUGGAUCAGGAAUAUUGAAGAGAAUGCCAGUGCCGAUGUAGAAAAGAUGAUCCUUGGGAACAAGUGUGAUUUAGAAGCUAAAAGACAGGUGUCAAAAGAAAGGGGUGAACAGUUAGCUGUAGAAUAUCAGAUUAAAUUUAUAGAAACUUCGGCGAAGGACUCCUUAAAUGUAGAGUCGGCGUUUUAUACUUUAGCAAGGGACAUCAAAGCAAAGAUGGAGAAAAAACAGAAGGAGGCGAGCAACCCGGCGGGCGCGCGGUCCGGCGGCCACCAGCUGCGCAACGAGCCGCAGCGCAAGCCCACGUCGUGGCUGUCGCGCUGCAGCUUGCUCUGACGGCGCAGGCGCAGCGCCCUCGCCGGACCUACACGCUCCACACAUCGCGAGCUAUAUCAGAAAGUAUUGUAAUCCAGUGAGACCCUACGUACGCUCAACCAC